Molecule: messenger RNA, 720 nt
Organism: Lactuca saligna
Lineage: Eukaryota; Viridiplantae; Streptophyta; Magnoliopsida; Asterales; Asteraceae
Source: the annotation of a GenBank genome assembly
AUGAAAGAAUCAUCCAUGAAAACCAAUCAGGAAUUCUUGAAGAAGUUGGAAACUUCAUGUUUUAACGACGAACUCGACUGGUCACUUACCCUUGAAGAUCUCGACCUGAGUUUUACUCAUGAUAUUAUUACCGACGUUACUUCUCCCAUGAUCACCAUAUCUUCCGAUGAUCAAAACAUUGCUUCAAAAGUAUUUCCGAUUACAAACAUCGAGGCAGUAUUACCACAACACCAAUCAGCAAAUUUUCCGGCCAUGGGUACGUCUCUUCCCGCUGUUAUGGACUUCACAGACGUGGCUCUAAACUGGGAUUUUACGACAGGGCGGAAGGUGGUCUCCGGUGGAGAGGUUCACCAAGUUUUGCCGCUAGUUAAUGAAGAUUUUACUCCAUCACUGCCGCAGAGGAAGUAUAGAGGCGUUAGGAGACGGCCGUGGGGGAAGUUCUCGGCGGAGAUGAGAAACCCAGAGAAGAAAGGGAGGAGGCUGUGGCUGGGGACGUAUGAUACGGCGGAGGAAGCUGCCAUGGCGUAUGAUCGAGCAGCUUUUAAGUAUCGUGGAUGUCAAGCUGUGCUUAACUUCCCGCAUUUGAUUGGGUCCCACAAUGUAAGCCCUGAGAAAUAUACCAUCGAAAGACGGUUGCUGAAGUCCGGGUGUUCAUCGUCGUCACCCUCGCCUGAAUCACCUAGAAAUAACAACCGGAAGAGGAAAAGCACUGCUGAUUGA